GAUUGCGACCGAAAUGGGCCGCGUCAUCAGGGAGGUGCAAGAGGACGGCCAACGCCGGGAGUUGUGGUGAUUGAGACUUGAAGCUGACUCGCUCGUGCCAUGGCGACCGUACAGGUGCUCAACGUGUCGCCUGCUGUGGACGAGGCCGUUCUUCGAAACUUCUUCUCCUUCUGUGGCGGCAUCAAGAGCAUCGAGUUCAACUCACAGGACCUUGGUCCUGGGGAGCUUGCGUCAGCUGCCAAGGCAGCGGGAGCUCCGUCGCCUGCGAGUGAUGCUGAGGCAGCCCUGGUCACUUUCGACAGCGAGGACGCGGCAGCGACUGCUCAGCUCUUGUCCAACUCUCUGCUGGACGAUCGCCCCGUCCUCGUCAUCCCUGCCGGUUCAGCCAAGGGGCAAGAGGAGGGCGACAUAGGUUCUUCUCGUGGGGGGGAUGGAGCGUCGGAUGCGGAUCCUAUGAGUCAGGCAAAUCCCAAGGGACGAGGGUUGAUGCAGGUGCUCCGUGAACGCGCCAAGACGGCGCAGGACCAGGUGCAGAACCUCCAGAGCUCGGGCUCGAUCCAGUCAAAGGUGUCGGAGGCCAGGCAGAGUGCCAAGGACACGGCGAGCAAGCUCAUGUCGGGGGAAACGUUGCGGGCAGGCUAUGGAAUGCUGAUGAGCGGCCUGACGUCGAUCAAGGAGGCGGUGAAGAAGGCAGAGGAGGCGAACCGAAGGUUCAACGAGAGGCUCUUGAAGGAGGCACAUGCGGAGAGGGAGGGGAGGAGACUGGGGCAGGGUUCGUCCCCUGAAGCUGGCACUGACCAGGUUGCUGAGCCUGCUGCUGACGCGGAGGAGAGUGCACAGCAGGGAUCAGUGCUUGCUCGUGUGCAUAGCGAAGCUGUUCAAGAUUUACCUCGUGCGGUGGACAAGUCGAGCUGA
Molecule: messenger RNA, 915 nt
Organism: Guillardia theta CCMP2712
Lineage: Eukaryota; Cryptophyceae; Pyrenomonadales; Geminigeraceae
Exons: 5
Coding region: 100-915 (271 amino acids)
Molecular function (GO): nucleic acid binding
Source: RefSeq, a predicted model, not a curated record